UGGCUUGCGGUCCGAGCCACUCAGAGCGCCCGGCGGCCGACACCCGGGGGCCCUACAAUUAAUACCAGGCUCCGUCCGCAAAGCGGAGACUCGUGCUCCCGCAGGCUGGGAAGUAGGCGCCGGGUCCGCCCGGAUCAGCCUUGCAACUUGCUCUACUCCGCAGCUGUGGCAACUGAGGCCGGGCAGACUCUCCAGGGCCCCUUGGUGAGAGUCGGCUAGAGCGGGGAUUGUGUCACCGCCGAGGUCCCGAGCCAGUGUGCGCCCCCGGCCCGGCACCGCGGCGUAGCUACUACCUCGAUCGCCUCGGGAACUUUGUGCGCGCGGCCCGCCUGGCAGGUGAGCGAGGGCGGCUUGCUUGGCCUCGGCUCUGCAGAGGCGCGCGGAGUAGAGAGUUUGAUUAGAAGGUCUUGAAGGCUUGAAGCUGAGGAAUGAAGAUUUUGAAGUCAUUCUACAUCUGAAGCCAUGAUUUAAAUAUCAGCAGUACGAUUUCAACAAGAAAAACUUAAGCUUCAUUGGAUUCCCACAUCAAAGAAAAGUUCCAAGCUUUCAGAAAGAGUUCUUGCUCGAAGAUAAAGAGCAACUUGCUAACUGCAAAAGAAGAAUCAAUGCUAAGGUUUUAACUGCACUUCCUAAAGUUGCAGAGUUAAGAAAAAUCUUUGAACCAAAGAGUAAAGAAUUUUUAGAAAUGAAAAGAAAAGAAAGAAUUGCCAGGCGCUUAGAAGGAAUUGAAACAGACACCCAGCCCAUCCUCUUACAGAGCUGCACAGGGUUAGUGACGCACCGGCUGCUGGAGGAAGACACACCCAGAUAUAUGCGAGCCACAGACCCGGCCAGCCCCCAUAUCGGCCGAUCAAAUGAAGAGGAAGAAACUUCUGAUUCUUCCUUAGAAAAGCAGACUCGACCCAAACACUGCACAGAAACCUCAGGUGUCCAUGGUGAAUCAUUCUAUAGUUCAGGUAUCAUGGAUACCCAGGGUCUUGAGUCCAAAGCUGAAAGAAUCGCAAGGUACAAAGCAGAAAGGAGACGGCAACUGGCAGAAAAAUAUGGGCUAUCUCUGGAUUCUGAAGCAGACUCUGAAUCUCUGUCUCGAUAUACCAAGUCCAGGAGGGAGCCUGAUACUGUUGAGAAAAGGGGAGGAAAAAGUGACAGGCUGGCUGAGUCAAGCAAAGAUUUGAGUUCUGCAUACUCCAGGACUGAGAUCCCAGGGCUCAGGACCUGUGUGGCUGAAUCCCAGGAAUAUGGUGUUUCUGACACAGAGGUGCUGCUCAACGUGGAAAACCAAAGACGAGGUCAACAGCUGAGUGCCAUGGGGCAGCAGGCCCGUGACCUGCCCCCCACGGUUGAGAGUUCCUCAUCCUUCCCAUUCUCUGGGCGAGACUGCUCCUUCAGUGAAGUGCCAAGGUCCCCAAAGCAAAUGCCCAGCGUGCCCCUCUCCUCACCUCGGCAGCCAGCCUCCCCGAGCCACUCUGGUGACCCCGCACUCCCAGGGGAGGCGCGAUCCAGUACAGGGAAACCCAAACAUGAGUGGUUUCUCCAGAAAGAUUCCGAAGGGGACACACCUUCACUUAUCAACUGGCCUUCCAGAGUUAAAGUUAGAGAAAAAUUGGUGAAAGAGGAGAGUGCUCGCAGCAGCCCUGAACUUGCCUCAGAGUCCUUAACUCAGAGGAGACAUCAGCCAAUGCCGGUGCAUUACCUGUCCUUUCAGUCAGAAAACUCAGCCUUUGACAGGGUCACGAGCAAGGCAGCCGGCUCUGCACGACAGCCGAUCCGUGGCUAUGUCCAACCAGCAGAUCCCGUUCACACUGCCAUGCUGGUGACCUCAGAAACCCCAGAAAGUGUGUCUGAGUACAGCUGGGUGGGAUCAGCCACCCCGAACGUCACAAAACCUCCCGCCUUGAAGGUUCUUGAAGGUGAGAAAAGGGAGACCCCCAUUCUCCACAUUUGUGAAUCAAAAGCAGAGGAAGAUGUGCCCUUCACUGACGCUCUGGAGAAAAGCAGGAAAUCAGUCUUGGCUGUAGAGGAUGGCAGGCUUGCGAGAAGCCAGGAAGACCCCUCUGGAAGUGAAGACUUUGGUAAGCCCACUAUUAGCACCGUCACCUUAGAACAUCAAAAGGAACCAGAAAGUUCGCCACACCCACCUCAAGCUCAGCACCAGUUGGCUGAAAGAACAGGCAGAAGCGAAAUGGUUUUGUAUGUUCAGGGUGAGCCUGUGUCUCAAGAUGCCAGAGUGACAGGACACAAAAAAGAAGCACCCAGGAGGAAGCACAAGGUCCUCACCCGCUCCCUGUCUGACUACACGGGCCCCUCUCAGCUCCAGGCCCUGAAGUGUAAGGACCCAGCUGCAAAGGGAGAGCCAGAGCUGUGGAGGCCCAAAGCUGAGGGGCCCCAGGCGGAAGUGAGCAUGCUGGACACAAAGGUCUCUGUUGCCCAGCUCCGAAAUGCAUUUCUGGAAUCUGCCAAUGCCAUACAGAAACCCGAACUCCAACCGCGGGUUGAGAGGUCAACCAAAGGAGUUGGCUUGCCUACCAGUGUGGAACGGGAGAGAGGGUCCCGGAAACCAAGACGCUAUUUUUCUCCUGGUGAAAGUAGAAAAACUUCUGAAAGAUUUAGAACUCAACCUAUAACCUCAGCAGAACGAAAGGAAUCGGAUAGGUCUACUUCAAAUUCAGAAAUGCCAACCGCUGAGGAUGAAGAAAAGGUAGAUGAACGAGCCAAGCUGAGUGUUGCUGCCAAGCGGCUGCUUUUCAGGGAAAUGGAAAAGUCAUUUGACGAGAAAAAUGUUCCAAAGCGACGCUCUAGAAACGCGGCCGUGGAGCAAAGGCUGCGGCGUCUGCAAGACAGAUCCCACACCCAGCCCGUCACCACCGAGGAGGUGGUCAUUGCAGCCACUGAACCUCUCCCUGCUUCGUGCUCUGUGGCCACCCACCCUGUAAUGGCAAGACUUCCUAGUCCCACUGUAGCAAAGAGUGCUGUGCAACCUGCCAGGUUACAGGCAUCUGCUCACCAAAAGGCUUUAGCCAGAGACCAGGCAAAUGAGGGCAAAGAUUCUGCUGAACAAGGUGAACCUGAUUCCUCCACUCUAAGCUUAGCUGAGAAGUUGGCCUUGUUUAACAAAUUGUCCCAGCCAGUCUCAAAAGCUAUUUCUACCCGAAACAGAAUAGACAUGAGACAGAGGAGAAUGAAUGCUCGCUAUCAGACUCAGCCCGUCACGCUUGGAGAGGUGGAGCAGGUGCAAAGUGGAAAGCUCAUUCCUUUCUCACCUACUGUUAACACAUCUGUGUCCACCAUGGCAUCUACAAUCACUCCAAUGUACGCAGGGGAUCUUCGGACAAAGCCAUCUGUGGAUGACAACACAAGUGCCACUGACUAUAAGUUUCCUUCUUCAAUAGAAAAUUCGGACUCUCCAGUGAGAAGCAUUCUGAAGUCCCAAGCCUGGCAGCCUUCAGCAGAGGGCAGUGGGAGCAAAGGCACGUUGAGAGAAUUGGGAGAGACAGAAAGCAAGAGAGUUUCGACAGGUAGAGAGGGUGGUGUUAAAAAGUAUGGGUCCUUUGAGGAAGCAGAGCCUUCCUACCCCAUCCUUAACCGAGUCCAGGAAGGAGAUAGCCAUAAAGAACCCAAAUAUGCUGUUCCGCGGAAGGGAGGCCUGGAGCUAGCUAAUCCUCCCAUCGCCCCUCUUGGUGAUGAGCUGAAGGAAUUUUCCACUGCUGAAAACGCUGCAGCAGGAAACCCAGACGUGAAGGACAGGCAGCCCUUUGAAGAGAAGGUGGACAUGGAGUAUGUCACAAAGAGGAAGUUUUCGCUGAGAGCGGCAGAGUUCGGGGAGCCCACUUCUGAUCAGAGCGGCACAGCUGCUGGGAAAACUGUUGAUCAGACUGCAACCCCAGUGUCCUGGAAGCAGCAAGAGCCUUCAGAACAAUCACAGGAGAAGUACCAUAAGAACCCAUGUGCAAUGUUUGCUGCUGGAGAGAUCAAAGCACCAGCGGUGGAGGGCGUCCUGGAUUCACCCAGCAAAACCAUGUCAAUUAAAGAAAGAUUAGCACUGUUGAAGAAGAGUGGAGAGGAAGAUUGGAAAAACAGACUUACCAGAAAGCAGGAGUAUGGCAAAGCGUCUGUCACGAGCAGCCUGCCUGUACAAGAAGUGGAACAGUCACUCAAGAAGAAGGAAGAAGGAGGAUUUACAGAUGAUAGUGCCAUUUCUAAUCUGCUUUGGCGGGUUACAGAAAGUCGAGAGAGCCAAAUGACUAUCGAAGAGAGGAAGCACCUCAUCACUGUGAGAGAGGAAGCCUGGAAGACAAAAGGCAAAGGAGCAGCUAAUGACUCCACCCAGUUUACGGUGGCCGGGAGAAUGGUGAAGAAAGGUUUGGCAUCACCCACAGCCAUAACCCCAGUAGCGUCCCCUAUUUGCAGUAAAACAAGGGGCACAACGCCAGUUUCCAAACCCCUGGAAGAUAUCGAAGCCAGACCAGACAUGCAGUUAGAGUCGGACCUGAAGUUGGAUAGGCUGGAAACCUUUCUAAGAAGGCUGAAUAAUAAAGUUGGUGGGAUGCAAGAAACUGUUCUCACCGUCACUGGCAAAUCUGUUAAGGAGGUGAUGAAGCUAGACGAUGAUGAAACCUUUGCCAAAUUUUACCGCAGUAUGGACUGUACCAUGCCGAGGAGCCCUGUGGAGCUGGAUGAAGACUUCGAUGUUAUUUUCGAUCCUUAUGCCCCCAAGCUGACGUCUUCAGUGGCUGAACACAAGCGUGCAGUUCGGCCCAAGCGCCGCGUGCAGGCUUCCAAAAACCCCCUGAAAAUGCUGGCAGCGAGAGAAGAUCUCCUUCAGGAAUAUACUGAGCAGAGACUAAAUGUGGCCUUCAUGGAGUCAAAGCGAAUGAAAGUAGAAAAGAUGUCCUCCAACUCCAACUUCUCAGAAGUCACUCUGGCAGGUUUAGCCAGCAAAGAAAACUUCAGCAAUGUCAGCCUGCGGAGCGUCAACCUGACAGAACAGAAUUCAAACAAUAGCGCGGUGCCCUAUAAGAAGCUGAUGCUGUUGCAGGUUAAAGGAAGAAGACAUGUGCAGACAAGACUGGUUGAACCUCGAGCUUCAUCACUCAACAGCGGGGACUGCUUCCUCCUGCUCUCUCCCCAUUACUGCUUCCUGUGGGUAGGAGAGUUUGCAAAUGUCAUAGAAAAGGCGAAGGCUUCAGAACUUGCAACUUUAAUUCAGACAAAGAGGGAACUUGGUUGUAGAGCUACUUAUAUCCAAACUGUCGAAGAAGGAAUUAAUACCCACACUCAUGCAUCCAAAGACUUCUGGAAGCUUCUGGGUGGCCAAACCAGCUACCAAUCUGCUGGAGACCCAAAAGAAGAUGAACUAUAUGAAACAGCCAUCAUAGAAACAAACUGUACUUACCGUCUGAUGGAUGACAAGCUUGUUCCUGAUGACGACUUCUGGGGGAAAAUCCCAAAGUGCUCCCUUCUGCAAUCAAAAGAGGUACUGGUGUUUGAUUUUGGCAGUGAAGUUUAUGUGUGGCAUGGAAAAGAAGUUACAUUAGCACAACGGAAAAUAGCAUUUCAGUUGGCAAAGCACUUAUGGAAUGGAACGUUUGACUAUGAGAAUUGUGACAUUAACCCACUGGAUCCCGGAGAAUGCAACCCACUUAUUCCCAGAAAAGGACAGGGGCGGCCUGAUUGGGCAAUAUUCGGGAGACUUACGGAACACAAUGAGACUAUUUUGUUCAAAGAGAAAUUUCUUGAUUGGACCGAACUGAAGAGACCUCAUGAGAAGAAUGCCGGCGAAUUUUCCCAGCAAAAGGAGGAUCCCAGGGCUGAAGUCAAGCCUUACGAUGUGACCCGGAUGGUGCCAGUGCCUCAGACGGCCGCUGGCACUGUGCUGGACGGGGUGAACGUGGGCCGUGGCUACGGCCUGGUGGAAGGGGACGACAGGAGGCAGUUUGAGAUUGCCAGUGUCUCUGUGGAUGUCUGGCAUAUCCUAGAAUUCGACUAUAGCAGGCUCCCCAAACAGAGCAUCGGGCAGUUCCAUGAGGGGGACGCCUAUGUGGUCAAGUGGAAGUACAUGGUGAGCACCGCAGUGGGAAGUCGACAGAAGGGCGAGCACCCCAUAAGGGUGGCUGGCAAAGAGAAGUGUGUCUACUUCUUCUGGCAAGGCCGGCAGUCAACUGUGAGUGAGAAGGGCACAUCGGCUCUGAUGACAGUGGAGCUGGAUGAAGAAAGGGGUGCCCAGGUCCAGGUUCUCCAGGGAAAGGAGCCCCCCUGUUUUCUGCAAUGUUUCCAAGGGGGGAUGGUGGUGCACUCCGGGAGACGGGAAGAAGAGGAAGAAAAUGUGCAAAGUGAAUGGAGGCUGUACUGUGUGCGAGGAGAAGUGCCCAUGGAAGGAAAUUUGCUGGAAGUGGCCUGUCACUGUAGUAGCUUGAGGUCCAGAACGUCCAUGGUUGUCCUCAACGUAAAUAAAGCCCUCAUUUACCUGUGGCACGGAUGUAAAGCCCAAGCCCACACCAAGGAGGUUGGAAGGACUGCAGCAAAUAAAAUCAAAGAACAGUCUCCAUGCAGAUGCCCACUGGAAGCAGGACUGCAUAGCAGCAGCAAAGUGACAAUACACGAGUGUGAUGAAGGCUCCGAGCCUCUGGGAUUCUGGGAUGCAUUAGGAAGGAGAGAUAGGAAAGCCUACGACUGCAUGCUUCAAGAUCCUGGAAAUUUUAACUUCACACCCCGCCUGUUCAUCCUCAGCAGUUCCUCUGGAGAUUUUUCAGCCACAGAAUUUAUGUAUCCUGCCCGAGACCCCUCUGUGGUCAAUUCUAUGCCUUUCCUUCAGGAAGAUCUGUAUAGCGCACCGCAGCCAGCACUUUUCCUUGUUGACAAUCACCAUGAGGUGUAUCUCUGGCAAGGCUGGUGGCCCAUCGAGAACAAGAUCACGGGGUCUGCCCGCAUUCGCUGGGCCUCCGACAGAAAGAGCGCCAUGGAGACCGUGCUCCAGUACUGCAGAGGAAAAAAUAUCAAGAAGCCUCCCCCCAAAUCUUACCUGAUCCACGCUGGUCUGGAGCCUCUGACGUUCACCAAUAUGUUUCCCAGUUGGGAGCACAGAGAGGACAUCGCUGAGAUCACAGAAAUGGAUACGGAAGUUUCCAACCAGAUCACUCUUGUGGAAGACGUGUUAGCCAAGCUCUGUAAAACCAUUUAUCCACUGGCAGAUCUCCUGGCCAGGCCACUGCCCGAGGGAGUUGACCCUCUAAAGCUUGAGAUUUAUCUCACUGAUGAAGACUUUGAGUUUGCACUAGACAUGACAAGAGAGGAAUACAGUGCACUGCCCGCCUGGAAGCAGGUGAACCUGAAAAAAGCAAAAGGUCUGUUCUGAGCGGAGAGAUGCUGCUGGCGGAACCUCUGUUGUCACUUUCAAUACCAUUGGACCAGGAAAAUGGAUAGUUUUUGGACUGGUAUUUUUAAAAAUAUUUUUUAAUCAGAGUUUUCAAACCCUGAAGUUAUUAGCUCUACUGCUUGUCCUGGAGUUGUGUAUUUUGUAAAUGUUUAAGAGAACUCUUCGGAAGUCUCUUUCCACGAUUCAGCAGGUAAUGUAAUUAAAACCAUCCAUAGGUGCACUUAUGCAGCGGUUCCCAACAGCCGCGAGAGCACUGCCCUCCUGUUCCAGCUAAGCGUUGCCUAAUUUUUUUAAGCAGUUCUCUUUAUAAAGUAUUAUUUUGAUAGCUUGUGGAUUCUAAAAUAUAUAUAUAUUUAUAUAAACACCAUAUAAAUCAAAUAUGUAUUUAACAAAGCACUAUGUAUUCAUUCACUUUUAAGGGUUUUUUUUGUUUGUGUUUGUUUGUUUGUUGUUGUUUUUUUGGUGUCAAAAUAAUAUUAAAAGGUAGAUGGAAUUAGCUCUGCCACCAAUACGUAUCCUCACAUGUGUUCAGAAAUGUCUCCUUCAGCAUUAGGUCUGACUUGUUCUGAGUGCUGCUUCCGGUGCUAAAAUGAACAAAAAAUGUGUACUUCCUGGCAUGGAACCUGUGCGAAUCCACCUUUCCACCUUCAUAUCUCCCAAAAAUGUAUAGUGCCUUGUUUUUAUGUACAGUUUAUAUACAGAAAAGUUUGCUCUGCAUUUUUUGAUGGUGGUUUGGAACAUUAUCUAAAAUUUUACUCUAAAAUAGUAGAAAUAAAAAACAUCUCAAUUUCUAAUACCUGUUGUAAACAUUAAACAUGUCAUUUUGCGAUCUAGGACUCCAAAAGUCAAGCUUCAGAAUAAACGCAAUAAUUAAUUGAUUGGUUCA
Molecule: messenger RNA, 8258 nt
Organism: Rhinolophus ferrumequinum (greater horseshoe bat)
Lineage: Eukaryota; Metazoa; Chordata; Mammalia; Chiroptera; Rhinolophidae
Gene: SVIL
Product: supervillin
Exons: 40
Coding region: 686-7351 (2221 amino acids)
Biological process (GO): barbed-end actin filament capping; cytoskeleton organization; actin polymerization or depolymerization
Cellular component (GO): cytoplasm; actin cytoskeleton
Molecular function (GO): phosphatidylinositol-4,5-bisphosphate binding; actin filament binding
Source: RefSeq, a predicted model, not a curated record